AUGGAAGGGUGGAAAUAUGAGCUAUUUGACUGUGGUCGAAAUCCUUUUAUGUUUAUAUGGUCUAUUUGUAUGCCGUGUGGAUAUCACUGCAUGCAAACGUGUGACGCCAAACAUGCUGAGCCUGAGAAUCGAUUUGCUGGACUAAGGGCUUAUUCUUUGGUUUUAUUUUUAGGUCCUAUUGGUGCAUCAAUAAACCGUUAUAUGCUCAGAAAGACUCUAAAGAUUAAAGAUAACCCAAUAAUGGACCUCUCUCAUUUUUGUAUUCCGUGUUGUGCUGUGACUCAAGAAUGGAUGCAAGUAAUGCAGUCAAUGAAAGGAAAUGAAGAGCUCAAAAUAACACAGCUUAAAUCCAUAAGGUAUUAG
Blepharisma stoltei is the source of this 363-nucleotide messenger RNA. Lineage: Eukaryota; Ciliophora; Heterotrichea; Heterotrichida; Blepharismidae. The record is from the annotation of a GenBank genome assembly.